Messenger RNA from Colletotrichum higginsianum IMI 349063, 1086 nucleotides. Its product is annotated as Zinc-binding dehydrogenase. Gene Ontology annotation, molecular function: oxidoreductase activity. The transcript has 2 exons. Lineage: Eukaryota; Fungi; Ascomycota; Sordariomycetes; Glomerellales; Glomerellaceae. The record is from RefSeq and is a predicted model, not a curated record. Bases 1 to 1086 code for a protein of 361 amino acids.
AUGCCUCACUCCAUCACCGUCAAACAGAUCGAGGGGAAACCCGGCGCUGUCUACUAUCCCCUCCAACUCAAUGAAGUUCCCAAGCCGUCUCCAGGGCCCAAAGACGUCCUGGUCCGUCUGACUGCCGCGGCUCUCAACCACCGCGACCUCUUCAUCCGACGCCAUCUCUACCCGGGCAUAUCAUUCGACCACCCGAUGCUCGCAGACGGCUAUGGCAUCGUCGUUGAGGUUGGGAAAGAUGCAAGCCAGGACCUCCUGAACAAGGCGGUUCUCAUCACGCCAAGCCGUGGCUGGGCCUCCAGCCCCGACGGGCCGGAAGACAUCCGCAAGUUCAGUGUCAUCGGCGCCACAAAGAUCUAUCCCGACGGCACCGCGCAAGACUACCUCGCUCUUCCCGAGACCGAGGUUGAGCUGGCCCCGGAGCACCUCACGCCCGUAGAGGGAGCUGCCCUCUCCCUGGUCGGACUGACCGGGUGGCGCGCGCUGGUGACCAAGAGCGGGAACGCUGAGAAGGGCAGAAACAUCCUUGUCACCGGCAUUGGCGGCGGCGUAGCGCUCCAGGUCCUCCAGUUUGCAGUCGCAUUCGGCUGCAACGUCUACGUGACAUCCGGCGACGAGGCCAAGCUUGAGAAAGCCAAGAAGCUGGGCGCCGCCGGGGGUGUGAACUACAAGAAGCCCGGGUGGGAAAAGGACCUCCAGGCCCAGCUCCCCAAGUCGCGGCCGUACCUCGACGCCGUCAUCGAUGGUGCAGGCGGCGAUAUUGUAGGCAAGGCGGUCAAGGUGCUUAAGCCGGGCGGCGUCAUCAGCCAGUACGGCAUGACGGUGUCGCCGCAGAUGGAUUGGCUGAUGCAGGCAGUGCUCAAGCAUGUGGAACUCAAGGGUACGACCAUGGGGUCGCGGGAGGAGUUUAGGGACAUGGUUGCCUUUGUGAGAGAAAAGAAGAUCAGGCCGGUUGUGAGCCGGGUGGUCACUGGGCUGACGAAUCUGGAGGGUAUUGAUGGGCUUUUCAAGGACAUGGACGCCGGGACGCAGUUUGGCAAACUUGUCAUCAAGUUUGAAGAGGAACCGGCUUCUCCCAAGCUAUGA